Messenger RNA from Anopheles aquasalis, 4544 nucleotides. RefSeq lists its product as uncharacterized. NCBI's taxonomy places the organism in Eukaryota, Metazoa, Arthropoda, Insecta, Diptera, Culicidae. The record is from RefSeq and is a predicted model, not a curated record.
UUAGCUUCCACGCGCCAAAGCAAACGAAUGUUUUUGGAGAAAAUGUUACGUUAAGUUCAGUGGAAAUGUUGAUAAAAUGAAAUGACCUACACCGCAGUGAAGAGAUCCUUUGUCGCGUAUGCUCGUGCUAAGAACACGCGCACGAACUAAGUCCGUUCGAAUGAUUUCAUCUCAUAGCAUCGCUUUCUAAUCUAUUCUGUCAAUAAAAUUGAUGAUGAGCCUGAUCGCGCGAGCGGCAAGCAGUCGCAAUUGUGCGUAAAAAGGCCCAACCCGGAAAGCGAAGUGAUAUUUGUGGAAAACCGCUCCUUGACCCGCGAUCUGCAACAUUCACUGAGCGCUUAACUUGAGUGAGAAGCAAACCGGGUACUGAACUAACCCGCCAUUCGGAUUGCACUUUCGUGAAAUGUACUGUGAGAGUGACUUAGUGUAACAGUUCGGUUAGUGCCCUAGGAAAACCAUAGUGAGUCGUGCUCUCGUGUUUCCCUGAAACCGUGUUCCCGGUUCGUCCUAUCCAUCACCAAAGUGAACCUCUGGUGGAACUACGCGUGAACAUGGCGAACGAGGCGGCCGAAGGCAUGGUUCAGGGUGAUACUGUAGCCCGAUCGAAGAUCGAGAUCGAAGUAGAAAGCCAUGUGCUCGGUGCAAAGGUUAAGCUUUCCGAUGGUACCGAGGGGAAUGUGUUUACCAGGACGUCACGCAACAAGGAUCUACAGUUUGUCUACAGUUGCCACAUCUGUGGCGUCCCUACGCUGUGUGGUGAGCGGAUGCUUCAGAUUCAUAUUGCCGGUCGCAGACAUCAAGCCCGGUUGAGUGUGUCGUCGCUUGACGCCGAACAAUAUCGUGCUUCUUUGGUGAUGAAACCUAAACAAAAUCAAGCCUCAUCAGCAGGUGAUGGUAUGGGCGCUUCAGGUGCGAGUGACUCACAGGGCAUGGAUGUGAAACCGGAAGCGCAGCUGCAGAGUGUUCUGGAUGGCUACCGUGCCGGCCCUCUCGUUGGUUUAGAGUACAUCGUCGAGCUAAAGCACCAGGGACCGGGCGAAGCAGUUUCGUACAACUGCCUGCUGUGCGAUACACGCGGCAACAACGAAAGUGGCAUCACUACGCACUUGAUCAUGCCGGAACAUCGGCUCAAGUUUCUGGAGAGACACUAUGCGACAGUCAUGAAGGUGAUCGCUCCGUACCGUUCCGCACCGGGUGCCGAUGCUAAGGAUAGCGUGUUCUGUCGCGUUGUGCAGACGAUUUGCGAGGCGAUCGAAGACCAUCACGGACGCAUGGUCCCGUCGGUGUACGAUGCGGAUGAUUUCGGGCGCAACCGAGCAAAGUACAUACAGGGCGUCAAGUUUGGGAAGCAUUGCGAUGAGCAGACCGGUCCCAAGUUUGUCGAAUUGAUCGACAAGAAGGUGCUGCAAGAUUUGAAGGCUACUACCGCAGGCGGUGCUGGCGGCGGUGGUGGUGGUGGUGGUCAGCGUAAGUACCGCAAUCGCAACGAGCGCCGCGGUAGUCUCGAUUCCAUCUCUAGCCUAAGCAGUGCUAACUCGGUCAUGAGCAUUUCAUCGAGCGGCGAUGAUGAUGACGAAAGCCGGCUACGCAAGAAGAGCCCAUUGAACCGGGGGACUUCACAGCGUGUGCAGUCAAAGCUUCCACCAUCGAUCCCCACUCCGAAGGAGCUAUCACAACAGGCGGCACAUAUUGCUCACGAGCGGUACAAGUGGGAAAAGUUUCGCUGUACGGUCGAACUCAUGAAGGCACCGUUGUUGCAGCUGCUGAAGGAGUACGAGAAGAAUCCCGAAAAGCAUCCACUGUACUCGGAAGAGUGGAAAAAGUUCUGGAACCGACGGUACAAGGAGCUGCAGGCCGAGAAGAAGGAUCCGUCGAAGCACAACUUCAAGCCGGAAUGGAUCGAGUACUGGACGAAGCGCAUGAAGGAGUUGCAUGACGAGGAGGUGGAACGAAAGAAGCUGGAAAUACGCACGAAGAUGAACUUGCCAGCGGAGGAAGAGGAACGAACCGAUGAGCUGCGGGAACAGUACACGCUGCGCGUUCCCCCCAACCGCCCCAAAGAACGUAAGGGCACGUUGGGAGGACAGUUGGGCUCGGACUCGGAGGGCGAGUACAAAGGUGGACAGCCGUUGGUCAACAGUCGAAGCAGAAAACGACCAAGCCCACCAAUGAAAAUCGAACGCUCGGCACACCCUUGGAGCAGCGAGUCCAGUAAGCGUCCAGCCCUUUCUCAUUCGCAUCGGUCACGCAGCCCGUACAGUGAGGACAUAGCUGCACACAGGCUAUCGCGUUUAGCUCCGCCGGGUGCCAAACGUCCCCCACCCGUCCAAACACCACCGGAGCGCGUCGACUACGAUGAGUGGGCCAAAAACUACUACGGACCGAACAAGAAGGUGUUUGUUCGGACAGAUUUUGAAGAUUCUUCGGCACCGCCCACCUUUAUCGCGGUCUGUCGGCUGCUGACCGCGUUCGAGGAGUAUCUCGGCAGCCUGGGACCGAAGGUGAUCGAUCUGCUAGCUAAGGGACUGGCACUGGAGAAGGUGAAGGCGAAUUCGGCCGACGAUCUGCUGCUGAACGAAGACAACAGUAUGUUCCUGGAGACGGUGAAGGAAAAACUGAAGGGUCACUUGAUGGCAGGUACGAUCGAUCCUCCCAAGAUCGCAUCGAUCAAACGGGCUGUUCAGAACAUUGCUAGCCUGCUGCACGAGGCGUCCAAGCGCGAACCGGCACCGAAACCGGCCGAAGAGGAAGUAUCGCGUGAUUCCUUGGCCAUAAGCGAAAUUAGCGGUGUGGCGACUCCUGCUGCCCCAAGUACUAGUGCGGGCGGUCCCGACAAGGUUACCAUUGCGGCUCAGUUGGCCAAGGCUCUGGUUGCUCAGGGUAAGACCGAUUUCUCGACUGAAGAGCUGGAGCAGCUGAUAAACGUUUACCAGGCGAUGGUGGAGAUGUCACGUGAGAGAAAAAUGAUUAUCACUACUAAAGUGUAUCUCGCGGCCUGUUCCAGUAGUGCUGGACUGUCGAAUGCUAGAACAGCAGCGGCAGUGAGUAAAGAAGUAGCAGCUAGCACGACCGGUAGUGGUACAGGACCGCUAUCGAGUAUGAUGUUUGAUCGCAAUCGUUCCGAUCCACCGAUGACGACGUACGCCAACCGUCGAUUGCAGGAAAUGGAUCGCAAAAUGACGCCCGAACCGAACAGUUUGUUCCGAUCGUCGGGAAUGCUAGAAAACCUGUCCGAUUCCGAUUUGCAGACGUUACUGCAAACGUUCAAGGAUCUUGCGACGGAUGAGCAGAUGCAUCUCAUCACGUACCUUCGAAAGUUGGAGCGAACGGAACCGGAACGUGUGGAGAAGCUGCGCCGUUAUGUCGAUUUCGAAACCAUCAAUGGUCCACGGGGUCGUGGUGGUGGUGGUGGUGGUGCUGGAGCUGGCAGACGAGGUGGACAGUUCGAUCCAGAUCUCUCCGAUGAUGACGAUGACGAUGAUCGGGACAGUUUGCGUGAUCGCGACGAUGAUGCUGUAGGGUAUGAUCCGUUCCGGGCGAAUAACGACCGAGGUCGAUCACCAGCGGUGAAUGCUCGCAAUGCUGCACGCAAGGAUCGUUCUCCGAAAGGCAUCCUCCAGCAGGGACAAUCAUCCGGCAAGCAGCAACAGCUACGGAACAACGAUCCGGCCGUCGGGGUGGAUCAGAGCAAGAAGAAGAUUCUCGUCGAUUCGGACGAUGAGGACGACUACAGUUAUGAUGACAUUUUGCGCGCGGCCUCGAAGAACGUUACAUCACAGCCGCCAGCCAAGGACGUGGAUGGGGAAUCCAAUUCGAAUCAUUCGCAGCGUGCGAAUGCUGCCGGUGCCGGUGCUGGUGCUGGUGGAGGAGGUAGCGUUAGCAAUAGUUCUAACACCGUACCAAUUCCUUCGCUCGCCGAUACGAGCAACCUAGUGGCGAAUUUGAUGGAAUCGUUGCAAAAGUCAUUUUCCGAUGCCAAGAACAACGCUGGAACCCAGGAUUACUCGAAUCCGAUCAUGACGAUCGGCUCGCUAGGUGGAGGCAAUGGGUUGGAUGGCGCCGGCCAUGGUGGUGAGGGAGGUGGAGGAGGAGGUGCAGUUGGUACCAUUCCUGCAAUGAACGCCUUCGGUUCGAACAUGAAUGGAGCUGGUGCCGGUCCCAGGGGUCCCUUCUUUCAGCGACAGCAGCAGCAAAUGCAUCCGCAGGGCCCAGUUCGUCCAAUGAUGCAGCAACAACAACCGAUGGGCGGUGCGUUCGGUCAGCAGGCGCAGAUGCAGCAAGCGUUCGGUGGUCAGCAGCAGUUCAUGUAUCCGGGUCAACAGUUCGGUGCCAACAUGAAUGGCCAGCAGCAGCAGCAGCAACAGCAGCAGGCUGCGCAGUAUGGUUACGGAAAUUACGGUGGAUAUUACUGAGAGGAAGCAAACCCUCCGGAAGGUCCGGAGGGCUAAGUUGUACAAUGUAACAUUUGAAAUAUCGAUAAAAACAUUAAGAAUUAUUAAAUAAAGCAUCUCAAAGCUUCGCCAUUUGAAUGGUAGUGAACAGUA